CCGGAGAUAGUUCAGACAGAGGUCCUGAUAGAAUCUGCCUAGUCUAGCCACAUUCCCAGCUGCAAUGUUAAGUGAUAGAUCUAUGUUCUGGUUGUCAUUGUUAAUUAAACAAAGCUAGCCCGUGGAGGAAGUUCUGAGGGUUACUGUGACUCGAGUCGGACCAACAAGUUCGGCCCCCUGUGUGAGUACACGUGUCACUGCAGAUACCAGCAGGCGUUGCGAUGCAGCGAGGACGGCACAUGUUCCUACAACGAAUGUCAGGACGGAUAUUUCGGAAAAAGAUGUCAAUACCGGAACAUCGCCGCAGGUCUCACCAACGCCAGCUUUAUAGAUUUCAAUGUGGAUACAUGCAACCUGAACGUGAUGUCUGAAGUGUCCGUCUACGGUGAAACGACCCCUUUCAACUUCACCUGGCUCAGAGUGUCCGGAAACUGGAGCACUCUCCAGAGUCUGACAAUGGACUGGGAGGACACAGACGGUUCAGUUGUUCCCUGCACUAACUUAGUCAAGAGGAGAGUCGUGUAUGGGUCCGACUGGUAUAACACCAUUGACUUUGACUGUCCGGAUAUCUCCAAACCCAUCAACAGGAUCGUUUUAAAAGGAACCAUUGGGCGAUAUGAACUUUGUUCAACAUACAUGAGUGACAAGAGAAACUGCCCCGCUGGAUGGUACGGACCCAAGUGUCAAUACAAGUGUCGAUGUUCCUUGGAGUUUGAAUGUCAGGAUGACGGGACGUGCUUGUCCAGCUGCCAGAAAGGAUGGUUUGGUCCAGCCUGUCAGUACAGUGACAUAGCGUAUAAAGCAACUGGUGCGACUGGUUCUACGAGACUCACUGACGGAGACGACAGUACGUGCGAGAAUGUCUACUCGGGGUAUCCCACAACAGUCCAAACUGGGAUAGAUUUCAGGUUUACUUGGAUGAGAAUUAGCGGCGAUACCAAAGUUCCCGCUGUGUCUGUGGAGUUUAAGAAAGAUAGCCAGACACUCCCCUGCUCCAACGUCUUGAAAUCAACAGUCAGUGAAAACGUCGUGGACAUCCGAUGUGAGAAUGCCACCCUCACCAUAGACAGAGUGACCCUAUCAGUGUCUGGUCAGACGUCCAUUUGUUCUGUGCACAUCAGUGGUGGACGCUACAUUGGACUUGAACAAGAUGCCCGUCAGUCCACCGUUGCCUAUGACGGGUAUGCUCAGAACGCUGUAGAUGGAGACACUGACGAUGAUUACUUCCACUAUUCGUGUAGCCACACCAUACAAUAUGAAGACUUCUCGUGGUGGGAAGUAAGUCUGAAGACACCAGUGAUACCUUCCACCUACAAGCUGUAUAACAGGGAUCGCUAUCAAUGCCGACUGACACAGUUCAACGUGAGCAGCUACUACGACACGUCUCGCAGAGGUCAGCAGUACUGGGGAGACUCCACACAACAAAUCGUGACUAUGGACUCGGGCACCUCAGAACCUGUCAAUAGCGUGAACAUAACGUUCUCCAAAGUGAACAGAUGUCGGGAAACGUACACUCUCAUCACUUUGUGUGAAGUGGAAAUCUACGGAGAGCCUGCCACACAGUGUCCCCUGGGUCGGUACGGCCGAGAGUGUGAACUUGCCUGUCAGUGCAGCCAGCCGUCAGAGCCAUGCUACGUCUCUACAGGAAUGUGUGCGUCCGGAUGUCCAGCCGGAUAUAUGGGGGAAGGAUGUUGGACAGAAUGUGGCCGUGGCCGAUGGGGAAAAGACUGCUCUCAAUUCUGCAGCAUCAAUUGCAUCAGUGGAACGUGCGACCGAGUGACAGGAGAGUGUGAUGGCGGAUGUACUCGGGGCUUCCUGCCUCCUAACUGUGAAGACGGUUGUGGGCCGGGGUAUCACAGCUACAACUGUACAGAGCGUUGUUCAACAAGCUGCUACAACAGAUUGUGCAAUGCUCUUACUGGAGUCUGUGACUCGUGUAUAGCUGGGUACCAGACAGACUAUUGUGAUCAAGAAUGUCCAGCAAAGACGUGGGGAAAAGUCUGUAAGGAAGUCUGUGAUGGACGAUGUGUAGACCAAUUGUGCCACCACGUCAAUGGGACUUGUAACGACUGCCAACCUGGGAAGGAAGGAGAUCUCUGUGAAAACACCUACGGCAGUCGCUGUGUGCACCAGUGUAGUGGAAAGUGCUCGGAGGAUGUCCCUUGUGACAAACGAGAUGGAAACUGUCUGGGUGGUUGUAUCUCUGGCUAUCUGGGACAGUUCUGUGAUCAACAAUGUCCAAACAACACUUACGGUCUCAACUGCUCCAACACCUGUAGCCCCACGUGUGUACUCAGAGCCACCAGCAGCAGCGCCAGUGACACACUCAGGCGAUGUCAUCAUGAGGCUGGGGCAUGUCUCUACGGUUGCCUGGAAGGUUACGAGGGAGUGAGGUGCUCCGAGAGUGACAAUGAGGACAUUCAAGUAGGUGCUAUCGUUGGACUGGUCAUGGUCAUCAUCCUGCUGAUUGGCGCUCUGGUUACAAUUUUGUUGUACAGGAAACGAAGAAAGGCCCAGAAGGAAAGCAACUCACCACAAAAUGAUGCGGUCUCCAUGGAUACUGCUGACGCCGAGAACAAAACCAAACAGAACCCGUAUGAGAACCAGGAGAACACAGACGACGCCAAGCCACAAGUAGAAACAUCUCAGGCUUCCAAAGGACCAAGUCACACAGCUCAACCAGUGACGGAUGUAGAUACAUCUACCUACUGUAACGAGGAAUCUGUCUAUGAAAUGUUAUAAAACACGGAGCUUCAUAUUCUGUUUGGCAAAGAAAAUAAAUUCCAUCAGAAUCAAGCCAA
This is a messenger RNA of Aplysia californica (California sea hare), 2801 nucleotides long. RefSeq lists its product as uncharacterized. Lineage: Eukaryota; Metazoa; Mollusca; Gastropoda; Aplysiida; Aplysiidae. The record is from RefSeq and is a predicted model, not a curated record. Gene Ontology annotation, molecular function: scavenger receptor activity.